This is a messenger RNA of Camarhynchus parvulus, 1884 nucleotides long. It is a transcript of the gene AMIGO2, whose product is annotated as adhesion molecule with Ig like domain 2. Lineage: Eukaryota; Metazoa; Chordata; Aves; Passeriformes; Thraupidae. The coding region runs from base 212 to 1777 and encodes 521 amino acids. Gene Ontology annotation, cellular component: plasma membrane. The record is from RefSeq and is a predicted model, not a curated record. The transcript has 2 exons. Gene Ontology annotation, molecular function: protein binding.
GGAGCCGCUGCCGCGCUCCCGGCGUCCCGCAACUUCCCCCGGAGCCCAGCGGAGCGCGGCAUGCGGGGCAGGGGCUGCAGGCGGCGGCGGGGCCGGCAUCGCGCUCCCCGGACAUGAAGCGGCCAUCGGAAGCUCCAGCAACAAGGGCAAAGCUAACUGCGCAAGUCAUCUGUGGCAAGGAGCACUGGGAGACGGCUAAAAGACAGUGACAAUGUCUUUAAACUGGCGGACACUUCCUACUCGACUUGGAGUUGUUAAAGCAAACUGCAGAGGACUCGCAUGCCUCUUGGUCAUCACCGUGAGUGUUUGUGGCAGUGCCCCAGGGAUGUGUCCAGCAGCCUGCAUCUGUGCCAGUGAUAUCGUAAGCUGCACUAAUAAGAACCUCACUCGAGUGCCAGGAAAUCUUUAUAAAUGUAUGAAAAGGCUGGAUCUGAGUUAUAACAGAAUUGGGAUUUUGGAACCUGAAUGGGUCCCAGUGCUGUCAGAGAAACUGAACACUUUAAUAGUCAAUCAUAAUAGCAUUAGCAGCAUUAGCACUGGAAGCUUUUCCACAACUCCAAAUCUGAAGUAUCUGGACUUGUCAUCCAACAGCCUGAAAACACUGGGCAGCCCUGUGUUUCAGGAGCUAAAGGAGUUGGAGGUUCUCCUGCUGUACAACAAUCAAAUAACACAGAUCGAGUCUUUAGCCUUUGGAGGAUUGUACAAAUUACAGAAACUGUACCUAAGCUACAACUUGGUCUCGCAUUUCCCACUGGACUUAUAUGUUGGAAAACAUAAACUGACAGACCUUGUGUUGCUGGACAUUUCCUUUAAUCACAUCCAGACGAUGCCUGUUCAGCGCCUGAGUUCAGUGCCAGCCAAACAACUUAGUGGAAUUUAUCUUCAUGGCAACCCAUUCUAUUGUGACUGUGUCCUGUACUCCAUGCUAGUCUUCUGGUAUCAAAGGCAUUUCAGCUCAGUCAUGGACUUCAAAAAUGAGUACAGCUGUUUGUUGCAGUCAAACCCAAGUGAUGAUAAUACACUGCCUUUACUGCACGACAGCAUUAUGAAUUGCUCUGAAAGUACCAUCAACAGCUCUUUCCAGGCCUUUGGGUUUAUUCAUGAUGCCCAGGUUGGUGACAGGCUGAUUGUACACUGUGACAGCAGAAUCAGCGAUAUGGGCACACAGUUUGUUUGGGUUAGUCCAGACAAUAGAUUGCUGGAGCCAGACAGGGACACCGAUAACUUCAAGGUGUUUCCUAAUGGCAGCCUGGAGAUAACAGAUGCCCAGCUAGAGAACUCAGGGCUGUAUUCCUGCAUCGCAAUAAAUAAGAAAAGACUGUUAAAUGAAACCAUAGAGGUCAGAAUAAAUGUUAGCAAUUUCACAGUGAACAGGUCCCACGCUCAUGAAGCAUUUAAUACAGCUUUUACCACCCUUGCUGCCUGUGUGGCCAGUAUUAUUUUAGUGCUGCUGUAUCUCUAUCUGACCCCCUGCCCAUGUCAAUGUAAAGCAAAAAAGAGGAAGAGGAAGCUGAACCAAAGCAGUGCUCACCCGUCCAUACUGAAUUCCACACUGCCGCAGGAGCUGCCGGCCGAUGAGAAGAAGGCUAGCACUGGUAAACGGGUGGUUUUCCUGGAACCCGUGCACGAACCAAAACAGAGUCAGAAUGGGAAAGUAAAACUGUUCCCCAAUGACAGUGUCAUUACAGAGAGCAUCUUAAAAACUACUCGAACAAAAUCCGACUCUGACUCUGUCAACUCUGUGUUCUCAGAUACGCCUUUCAUGCCGCCAGCUUAGUUUGCUGCCUGUGUUUGUAUCAUGCAGUUCCAUUUCUGAAUACCUCCUUUGCCUGUAGCAAACCAUCAGGACAAACAAAUAAAAAGAGAUAAAAUGUUUUAAAAAAA